Maylandia zebra (zebra mbuna) is the source of this 1731-nucleotide messenger RNA. RefSeq names its product E3 ubiquitin-protein ligase TRIM21-like. Gene Ontology annotation, molecular function: protein binding; zinc ion binding. Lineage: Eukaryota; Metazoa; Chordata; Actinopteri; Cichliformes; Cichlidae. The record is from RefSeq and is a predicted model, not a curated record.
GUUGCGUCCUCUUUGUCUCUGAAAGAAGAUUCAGCCGAGUCCAUCAGGUUUUUCUCAGCAACAGUGAGUGCAGACAUGGCUGCUGCCAGUAACCUGCAAUCUGAAGAUCAGUUUCUGUGCUCCAUCUGUCUGGAUGUGUUCACUGAUCCAGUCAGCACACCAUGUGGACACAACUUCUGCAAAAACUGCAUCACUCAGCACUGGAACACUAAUGGCAGACAUAAAUGUCCUAUGUGUAACAGAGUGUUCAAGAGACGACCCGAACUAGACAUCAACACUUUGUUCUCUGAGAUGGUUGCUCAGUUCAGACGUGAAGCUCAGCAGAAAGCCAGCAGCAGCAGCUCAGAGCAACAAGCUGCUAAACCAGGAGAAGUUCACUGUGACGUCUGUACUGGAACCAGACUGAAGGCCCUGAAGUCCUGCCUGGUGUGUCAGACUUCCUACUGUCAGACUCACCUGGAGCCUCAUCUGACAAAGAAAGCUCUGAGAGGACAUCAGCUGAUUAAUGCAGUGGAGAACCUGGAAGACAAGAUGUGUAAGAAGCAUGAAAAACCUCUGGAGUUGUUCUGUAAGACCGACCAGACAUGUGUCUGCAUGCUCUGCUCUGUUUUAGAGCACAAGAACCACGAGUUUGUUCCUCUGAGAGAAGAAUAUGAAGGAAAGAAGGCAGAGCUGGGGAAGACAGAGGCUGUGAUUCAGCAGAUGAUCCAGAAGAGACAACUGAAAAUUCAAGAGAUCAAAGAGUCAGUGAAGACGAGUAAAGGUGCUGCAGACAGACAGAAAGCAGAAGGUGUUCAGGUCCUCACUGCUCUGAAGGAGUCUGUUGAGAGACGCCUGAAGGAGCUCAAAAAGGAGAUCGAAGACAAACAGGAAACUACAGAGAAACAGGCUGAAGGUCUCAUCAAAGAUCUGGAACGGGAAGUCUCUGAGCUGAUGAAGAGAAGCUUUGAGGUGGAGCAGCUCUUACACUCUGAAGACCACCUCCACCUCCUCCAAAGCUUCUCGUCCCUGAAAGCUGCUCCACCCACCAAGGACUGGACAGAGGUCAGAGUCCAUCCACCAUCAUAUGAGGGGACUGUGGUGAGAGCUGUGGCUCAGCUGGAGGAGACACUCAGGAAAGACUUGAAGAAGCUGUUUGAGGCUGAGCUGAAGACGGUCCAGCAGUAUGCAGUGGAUGUGACUCUGGAUCCUGAUACAGCGUAUCCUAAUCUCAUCCUGUCUGAUGAUGGGAAGCAAGUAUACUGUGGCGAUGUGAGGAUGAAUGUUCCAGACAACCCAGAGAGAUUUUCUGCUUGUGUUUGUGUUUUAGGAGCGCAGAGUUUCUCUUCAGGCAGAUUUUACUUUGAGGUUCAGGUUAAAGGAAAGACUGACUGGGACUUGGGAGUGGCCAGAGAGUCGAUCAACAGGAAGGGAAAUGUUAUGCUGAGACCUCAGUAUGGUCUCUGGACUAUAGUGCUGAGGAAUGGAAAUGAAUACAGAGCCUGUGCAGGGCCUUCAUUCCGUCUCUGUCUUUAUUCUGGCCCUGAGAAGGUGGGGGUGUUUGUGGAUUAUGAGGAGGGUCUGGUCUCCUUUUAUGAUGUAGGUACUGGAGCUCUGAUCUACUCCUUUACUGGCUGCUCCUUCACUCACAAACUCCACCCAUACUUCAGUCCCUAUCUGAAUCAGGGUGGUAACAACUCUUCACCUCUGAUCAUAUGUCCUGUCAGUCAAACUGAGUCGAUCAAUGACUGA